Molecule: messenger RNA, 2271 nt
Organism: Closterium sp. Naga37s-1
Lineage: Eukaryota; Viridiplantae; Streptophyta; Zygnematophyceae; Desmidiales; Closteriaceae
Source: the annotation of a GenBank genome assembly
AUGCGCAUAGGCAACGAUGCACUUGUGCUGACCCAGUCAAGGGACAGCCGCAGCAUCGCUCUGCUCUCCCGCUCGCUCAACCACGGCCGGCAGGAGCUGGAGAUCCCCAUCGUGACGUACAAGCGGGUGGUAUCUGGGGGAAGUGGAUCUGCUGGCGCCGGGGGAGGUGGGACUGCUGAGUGGCAGGUGGAUCUGGGCGUGCAUUCAGAGGAGGAGGCGGAGAGGCGCAAGGCAGCAAUCUUUGACUUCUCGCCUCUAGACGAGCGAAGGAUAAACCAGGAGUUCCGCAAGUUGGAGCAGGCAAGUGGCGGCAGCAGCAGCGACUCCCCCCCCACAGGCACGCGCAUCUACGUGCUCAACCUCAAGCGCCUGUCGCGUCCAGAUGCAGCGUACGAGCUCGAGUGGGACGACACCGCCCACGACAUCCUCAUUCGCACCAGACGGCCGCGCUCCCGCCCCAACCAGCUCUGCCAAGACGUGAGUAGAUGGGUCAGUGAGGUGAGGUACAUGCGGCUUCUCUUUGCUGCCUGUGUGUCGAUACCACAGCAGCCCACCAUGCGUACUGACAUGGUGAGUGCAGUGAGCAAGCACCCACCACGACAUUCUCAUCCGCACCAGGCGCCCCCGCUCCCGCCCCAACCAGCUCUGCCAAGACUCGUGUUUCUCCACAACCCCGCCGCCAUCACAGUGCAAGGCAGUGCAGAGCGGACAUUCCCACAAAUCCUGUCUCACCCACCCGCCGUCCCUCUAUCUCCCUUCCCCUUUCCCUUCCUCCCUGCCUUCCAGGUACCAAUAGACUACUCCCUACGAGCCUACCUGCGGGUCAUGUUUCUCCACAACCCCGCCACCAUCACAGUGCAAGGAAGCCCCGUGCAAGGCAGCGUCGACAUCACCCAGAACCUCUCCCAACCGCUCUCCACCACUGGAACCGUCAUGGGGCAGCCGGUGCAAGUGCGCAUGGGCAUGGACGAGGGGGAGAGGGCGUGUGGGCGGUGCGGGUUCUUCCUGUACUGGCACGGGCGGCUGAUAGAGGCGUAUAAGCGGGUGGGGCGGAUGGAGUAUUCGGGAGAUGCUGGGCUGGGGGUGGUGGGCGUGGUGGACACUACUGCCCUCUUCGUGAAGGCGUAUAAGCACGUGGGGCGGCUGGAGUAUUCGGGAGAUGCUGGGCUGGGGGUGGUGGGCGUGGUGGACACCACUGCCCUCUUUGAUGCAGCAGGGGAGCUGGGAGUGCGGAACUGCAAGCAGCGGUUUGAAGAGGGCGAGGAGUAUCAGCGGCUUAAGUACUUCCUGUCCACCCUCUUCAACCACUUCACACUCCUCUUCACCUUCGUCCUUGCAGGAUGCAGCAGGAGAGCUGGGAGUGCUGAACUGCAAGCAGAGUCCCCUCUCCCUACAAGGAACUCAACCUCACCCUCUCCAACCGCUUCACACCCCACUUCACCUUCGUCCUUGCAGGAUGCAGCAGGAGAGCUGGGAGUGCUGAACUGCAAGCAGCGAUUCGCGGAAGGCGAGGAGUAUCAGCGGCUCAAGGACUUCCUGUCGAUCACCUUCAACCAGUACUGGGAAGACAAUUUCGACAAGGACCUGCCCACUGUGAGUUGCCGUGGUUGUUGCCCCACGUCGAACAUACCAGAGGGGGCAGUGCUACAGGAUCACAGGGACUGGGUGCAGUGCGACAAGUGCCAGCAGUGGCAUAUCCUGCCGCCCAGUGUCACCUCUGAAAUGCUGCCAGAAAACUGGUUCUGCUACAUGGACCCCAUACGAGGCAAGUGCAAUGACCCCAACUACGUUGAACCAGCUCCUAACGAGGUCACCCUUGGGAUUUCCAGACACUACAGUAGCUUCCCUGGUGCUGCUUCUCCUGCGUCUGCUGCUGCUGCCGCUGCUUCUGCUGCUGCUUCUGCUGCUGGUGCCGCUGCCGGUGCUGCUGCUGGCGCUGCUGGUACGCUGAAUGCUGAUGGGCGCACCUUGACUGGUGCUGCUUCAGAUGCUGACAGCAACUGCGUCCCUGUUACGACUAGAAGCAGUGCUGCAGCAAGGGCCACAGAAGGAGCUGCUGCAGCCGAAGAAUGGGUGAAGGUGCACAUGGUCCUGCUGCUGGGCCAAGCAGGGUUGGAGCUAGAGAGGCGAGUGGGGGAGUGGGGGCAGGGCGGGCAGGGGAAGGACGAGGGGGAGGGGUCGGGGAGCAAGGCGGAGCAAGAGUGGGGAGAGGAGGUGGGCUGGGAGGAGCCGGAGCAGCAGGCUUGGAUGAAGGCAAGAAGAGGAAGCUAG